UUGACAUGUUCUGUCAGUCGUGUUGGUCGUUUGUCAUCGGUUAGCGAAAAAUUGCUUUUGUUUUGUGAAAAUCCAAUUUAUUUGUUUAAUUUUUAGUUUUCCCCACACCUGUUUGUGUGUAAAUUGCUAAAGAACCCGUAAAAAGUUGAAAAGUGAACAUCGCAGUGCAAGAAAAACGCUACAUUCCAGUAGAAAAUAAGUGAAAAAAUAUUGGGCGAACACACUACACAAGGAAGAAAAUGUAAAUUGAUGCGUUGUGAAAAAAAGCGUAGAAAAGGCGAAACAAGUUAAAAGACUGAUUCGCGGAGUUUAGUUUAUUGAGUCAUUCAAACUUUCAGUCAAACAAGCCUUCAGUUACUUUUCUGCGGAUAAAAUGAAAUGUUAUUUAUCUUGCGACACUCAAUCCAUAGUAUGUUUUGCUCGUUAUUGUCACUGAUAUUCAGUUUUCAACCCAAUAUAACAACAACACACAUGCAUUAAUCUAUUCAACAGUAAGAAAAAGAAAAACAGUGAUAAUCAUAUAAUAGUAAUACAAAAGCCAUAAAAAGUUUUGCUGUGUUCAACUAUCAACGUUCUCUGUGUAGCGGCAGAGUAUAGAAGAGGUGAGUAGUGGAGCAUAGGACUGAGUGCAAAAGUGAAGGUGGAGCCGUGACAGAUUUUAGCGCGUGUCUGUGCCUAUAUCAAAGUAGAAAUUAACACGGCAGCAAUAGCAACAGCUAGAGCAGUAUUAACAAAAACAAAAAUAAAAAUAAAAGGUUGAAAACAAAACCAACAACAACAAUUAAGUCAACAGAAACAGUGAAUCACAGCUCAAAAUGAAUUCCGAGCACGGAUUUAAUCCAGCCUUUAAUAUGGCGACCAUACGCCAAGCAUUCACGGAGGCCGUCGAACGAGUAAGAAUGCCAACACCCACACGUCUGCGAGAUCUCAUACGGCAAAUACGCGCCGCCAGGACAGCCGCAGAAGAGCGCGCUGUCGUUAACAAAGAAUGUGCCUACAUCCGCAGCACUUUCCGGGAGGAGGAUUCGGUGUGGCGAUGCCGCAACAUUGCUAAGCUGCUCUACAUUCAUAUGCUGGGUUAUCCAGCGCACUUUGGACAGUUGGAAUGCCUAAAACUCACCGCCAGCACACGUUUCACUGACAAACGCAUCGGUUAUUUGGGUGCCAUGCUCUUGCUGGACGAACGUCAGGAUGUGCACUUACUGAUAACGAAUUGCCUCAAAAAUGACUUAAAUAGUUCCACACAAUUUGUGGUGGGUUUGGCGUUGUGCACGCUGGGCGCUAUAGCAUCACCCGAAAUGGCGCGUGAUUUAGCUAGCGAGGUUGAACGUCUAAUGAAGUCGCCCAACACCUACAUACGCAAAAAGGCCACUUUAUGCGCCUUUCGUGUUAUACGACGGGUACCAGAACUGAUGGAAAUCUUUUUACCGGCCACACGUUCGCUGCUAAGCGAGAAAAAUCACGGCAUACUAAUUACUGGCGUCACGCUGAUCACCGAAAUGUGCGAAAACAGUGCCGAUACUUUAUUGCAUUUCAAAAAGGAUAGCGGAAAUCGAGAGAUUGUGCCGAAUUUGGUGCGCAUACUGAAGAAUUUGAUUUUGGGCGGCUAUUCGCCGGAGCACGAUGUCAGCGGCGUGAGCGAUCCAUUUUUGCAAGUGAAAAUUCUACGUUUGCUGCGCAUACUGGGCCACAAUGAUGUGGACGCAUCGGAGGCAAUGAACGAUAUAUUGGCACAGGUGGCCACCAACACGGAGACCAGUAAAAAUGUCGGCAACACUAUACUCUACGAGACAGUGCUCUCCAUCAUGGACAUACGUUCGGAAGGUGGCCUGCGCGUGUUAGCUGUUAAUAUAUUGGGUCGUUUUCUACUUAACUCCGACAAGAAUAUCCGUUAUGUAGCGUUGAAUACAUUGUUGCGUACCGUGCAUGCCGACACGUCGGCGGUGCAACGUCAUCGCACCACUAUUUUGGAGUGCCUCAAAGAUCCGGACGUCUCGAUUAGGCGUCGCGCCAUGGAACUCUCGUUUGCGUUAAUCAAUGCACAAAAUAUACGUACAAUGACCAAGGAGUUGUUGCUGUUCCUAGAGAAGGCUGAUCCGGAAUUCAAAGCGCAAUGCAGUUCGGGCAUGAUUUUGGCCGCCGAACGUUAUUCGCCCAAUGCGAGAUGGCACCUGGACACGCAAUUGAGCGUGUUAAUUGCGGCUGGCAACUAUGUGCGUGACGAUGUGGUCUCAUCCACAAUUCAGCUGGUCUCUAGCAGCCCUGUGGCUGAGCAGACCUACAUAACGAAUCGUUUCUGGGAAUCACUGCAAGUCGCUAAUCACUGCGAGGAUAAACAGCCGCUGCUGCAAGUCGCCGUCUGGGCUAUUGGCGAGUAUGGCGACCUCUUUAUGUAUGGCCCCAACGAAGAUGAAUUCGAACGUCCAUCGGAGAGCGAUUUGAUCGCCAUGUUCCACAAGUUCUUAACCUCUGCUCAAGUAUCAAUAACCAGCAAGCAAUACGCCUUAGUCUCACUCGCUAAACUAAGCACGCGUCUACAGAACUGCGUAGAAGAAAUUCAGGCAUUGAUUACUUCAUUCGGCAGUCAUCUGAAUGUGGAUUUGCAACAGCGUGGCGUCGAAUUCACACAACUAUUUGGCACAUAUAAAAAUUUGCGUCCACCACUGCUGGAGAAAAUGCCGCCGAUGCAGAUCAGUCGCAUUUCGUCGCAAAAUGGCGAGAGCAGUGGCUCGUAUGACGACAACAGCCCGGACUUGAUUGAGAAUGGCAUAGGCAUAGGCGAUGAACAGUUAGCGAAGGAGAGCAAUAUGAAUACACUGGGUGAUAAUACGAACAUAUUGCUGGACUUACUUGGUGGCACCGAUUUGAGCACACCCACCGCCACAGAUUUAUCCAACUCAGUUGCCGUGCAAAAGAAGAAUUCAAAGAAUGCUAAUGAAACGUCGAAUAAUCAAGCCAUACUCGAUUUGCUCGACUUGGACAUUUCAGCUAGUACGACCAGCAAUCAACCGACAAAUAUGAAUAAUGUACUUGGUCUGGAUUUGGGUGGCGGUUUGGCGGCAACAAUACCAGCAACAGCGGCGACAAAUGGCAAUGACUUGUCGAGUAUAAUGUCGCUGAGCGGCAAUGGCAUUGGCGGUGGCGCCAUUAGCGGCGUCGGCGUGGGUAUGGGUGCCGGCGGCCUUUUAGGUUCCAACAGUAUUUUAUCGCAACCUAACACAGUGCCCGGCAAUGCAUUGCUUUCGGACUUAGCGUCGCCAGUUGUGAAUGCAGCGCCACCAAACAAUAUUGCUGUGCCUCAGGGACCCACUUUAACUGUAUUGGAUAAGAACGAUUUGCUGGUGCAACUGGUGCCAGUUAGAAGAAACGACUGCUUACAAAUAUUUAUGACAACAACAAAUAAUUCAUCUAAUACACUGGAACAAUAUGUCUUUCAGGCUGCAGUUCCUAGAGUAUUCACACUACAAAUGCUAUCGCCCUCUGGCUCGGUACUGCCGCCGGCUGGUGUUAUAACGCAAGAAAUGCGUGUUGUUAGUACGUCCAAUGCUACCCUCCGCAUGAGGUUACGCAUAUCAUAUGUUGUCGAUGGACAACCCGUUGUGGAGCAAACAGAAGUUACCGGUUUUCCUGACACUGCACCCGAAUAGGAAUCAAAAUAUGUAUAAUUAAAUUUGCAGUAUAAGCACAUCAAAUGUUAAUAGAGCGUUUAAGAAAGAAACAAAAAAAAAACAAUAUCGAAACUGAGAAUUAAAAACAAAAAACACCCUCCCUCUGUUCCCUCCUUUUAACCUACUUAUCCCUUCAUACAAGUAUACAUGUGUUCUACAAAAACCACACAAACAAACUAUACAUUCUUUAUAAAUAUAUAUACAUAUAUUUUGUAAUAUACAUUUAACGUAGCAAUCAGUCAAACACAGUCUAACUGAUAUAAAUAUGUAUUAGCGAACGCUCUAAAUCUCACCACAAAUACACACACACACAAAUACGUGCUGAUUGCUUACACACACACGUUAAUACAAUGCAAGUUAGCAAUCAAAUCCAUGUCCAUUUACUCAUUCAUUCGCUCGUGUGAAAUUUUGUAAAAUAUACAUGGCACCAUAUAAUUGUAUUAUGUAUUUAGCGUAUGAAGAAUCAAACUGAUAAUAAAAACACACACACACACCAUAACAAAAAACGUAAUAGAAAAUAAAUAAACAAGAAGAAACAAAAAAUUAUAAAUUAUUUUAAGUGUAAACAUACAACUAUGUACAUUUAGAGAUGCUCAUAGCAGACGAAAGACGAACUAAAACGCAACGCAUGUAUACUCGUACACAAGAGAUGCUAGUUAGAAAAUCGUAAAAUGUCCAAUUUUGCACGCUAAGCGCAUCCUACCAACUUCCCUUUCGUUAUGUAAUUUAAUUGACCACAUUGCUGUGUGUUUUAUUGUGAAAAAGAAUGAAAAUAAUGCUUAUAUUGCUGAUGUCGGUGUGCUUCGUCCUAUUCUGUUAGAAUUCGCAAAGUUUUUGUUGAUGAAAAUUUAUUGUUAUUCGCCUAAAUUGUAUAGAUAUGUUUGCGCUACUUUGGUAUUUUAAGCAAAAAACGAAAAGAAAACGAACUUUAACUGGAAAUGUUUUUAUUAUUAAUAUUUUAUUGAACCUUUUGCAACAAGCCUUUGCUUGGAAAGUUUUAUAAUUGAAUAUAAACUACUAACAACUGUAUUUAAGGUCCGUAAAACCGAGCUACUUUAUUUUUUAUUCUAUCUUAUGUAUCGAAAACCGGCGGCUUUAUUGAUAACCAAUUUAUAUAUUUAAAUAAAUUAUUUUAGCAACUAUUUCCACUGAUUGCUUGAUUUUGCUAAUUUGCUUUUGCUUAUUUUUCAUUUUAUUUAAUUUUAUUAUGUUUUUCCUCAAUUAGCAUAAGCGUAAACAAUUAAAAAGCGCUGAAGUACUUAAAAUUUAUAAAUAUUAAUAAUAUUGCUUUAUAUUUAAGAUCAGUGUACGGGCUGUAAGUAAGGAGCAUGCAAAUAAGUAUGAAGUGAAUUGCAUAAAUAAAAGUAUAAAAUGAUGAAAUAUA
Bactrocera neohumeralis is the source of this 5052-nucleotide messenger RNA. RefSeq names its product AP-1 complex subunit gamma-1 (gene AP-1gamma). The transcript is spliced from 17 exons. Gene Ontology annotation, cellular component: membrane coat; AP-1 adaptor complex; Golgi apparatus. The record is from RefSeq and is a predicted model, not a curated record. Gene Ontology annotation, biological process: intracellular protein transport; Golgi to vacuole transport; receptor-mediated endocytosis. The coding region runs from base 816 to 3647 and encodes 943 amino acids. NCBI's taxonomy places the organism in Eukaryota, Metazoa, Arthropoda, Insecta, Diptera, Tephritidae. Gene Ontology annotation, molecular function: clathrin-cargo adaptor activity.